AUGACGGCCCCUUCAGAUGUGCGGUUCAAACAGCGUGCUGUUAUUGAAUUUCUCGUUGCAGAAAAUGUGAAGCCAUUCGAUAUUCAUAGACGCCUGCUUGCGGUUUAUGGAAAUCAAACUCUCGAUGUAAGUUCUGUUCGUCGUUGGGCAUUACGGGUUAAAGGUUCUGAAGUCGGAAAAGCAAUUAUUGCCGAUCAGGAUCGAAGUGGGCGGCCGGUGACGGUUACUGACGAGGCCCAUAAACAAAAAGUCGAUGAUUUGGUCAAGGGAAAUCGGAGGAUUAAACAAUCAGAAAUAGCAAUAGCGUUGGGAAUAUCUAAAGAACGUGUCCAACACAUUCUCUGCGAACUUGAAUAUCGAAAAAUAUGCGCAAGGUGGGUGCCCAAAAUGCUGACGGAAGAAAUGAAACAAAAUCGCGUAGAAAUUUGCCGCCAACUUCUUUUGCGUUUUGACCGUGAAAGAGAAAAUUUUUUAAAUAUUAUUGUUACCGGAGAUGAAUCUUGGGUACAUCACUAUGACCCUGAAAAUAAAAGACAGUCAAUGGAAUUUCGUCAUAAGACUUCACCAGCCCCAAAGAAGUUUAAAGUUCAAGCGUCAGCUGGGAAAGUCAUGUUGACUGUGUUUUGGGAUUCAAAAGGUUUGAUCCACACUGAAUACUUAGAGAAAGGAUCAACAAUAAAUUCUAUACGAUACAUAGAGACACUAAAAAGGCUGAAAAAAAGGAUUAAGCGUGUCAGACCAAAUUUAACCCAACUUUUGCUUCAUCACGACAACGCGAGACCUCAUUGCAGCCGUGCCACAAUGACAGCAAUUGAAUCACUGGGAUUUCAAGUCAUUCCACACCCACCCUACAGCCCGGAUUUGGCACCAUGUGAUUUUUUUCUGUUUCCUAAGCUUAAAGAACAUCUCAAGGGUACAAAAUUCAAUUCUGACGAGAAAGUUAAAGCUGAAGUUAAACGAUGGUUCAAUGCUCAACCCGAAGAAUUUUAUUUGAAUGGCAUUUCUAAAUUAGUAAAUCGUUGGCAAAAAUGUAUCGCCUUAGAAGGUAGUUAUGUUGAAAAAUAA
Messenger RNA from Macrosiphum euphorbiae (potato aphid), 1065 nucleotides. Lineage: Eukaryota; Metazoa; Arthropoda; Insecta; Hemiptera; Aphididae. The record is from the annotation of a GenBank genome assembly.